Molecule: messenger RNA, 1703 nt
Organism: Mercenaria mercenaria
Lineage: Eukaryota; Metazoa; Mollusca; Bivalvia; Venerida; Veneridae
Exons: 2
Coding region: 906-1559 (217 amino acids)
Molecular function (GO): zinc ion binding
Source: RefSeq, a predicted model, not a curated record
UGAAGCAAUUACUUUAGACUGUUUAUGAAAGUACAUUGGAAAGAAAGCGUCUUUAGUUUCACGCUUAUAUAUUCAUAUUUGCCGAGUAAACAGUAGUGAAACUGACGACCCAAAACUCGCGGAAGUAAACAAAGGACAAAUUGACAUUAAUAUUCCGAGGGAAAGUACGUUUAGUGAUUUGUCAGUUUUAGCAGGAGAUGCUGUUUGGACGUCCGACUUGAGAAACCUCCCCGAGGUUAACUUUCACCAGUUGUAUGAUUACUUGGUUGUGAAAACUCGGAAAUUUGGUGACAGUGUAAUGAAAGGGUCGGUGUACAAAAAGGAGAGAUCUUUUAACUUUUAUAACGAAGGACAUAGAAGUGACAUCAAAGUGUGUACAAACAACAAGAGCUGUCAGUGGACAGUGCGCUCGACUAUUCUCAGUGCCUGAUAGUAUAAGCAAUGUGUAAAACUUUAACAUUACAAUAAGCAUAUUCUAAGUCAAAAAGGGGCCAUAAUUCAGUCAAAAUGCUUGAUAGAGUUGCCUCCUUUUUACAGACUAGGGUCAUGAUGGUAAACAAGUAUGCAAAAUAUGAAAGCAAUAUCUCGAUGGACUAUGAAAAUAUUUGGGGCAGUACACAAAAUUUAACAUUUAUUCUAAGUUGAAAAGGGGCCAUAAUUCAGUCAAAAUACUUGAUAGAAUUGCCUCCUCCUUUUUACAGACUGGUGUCAUGAUGGUAAACAAGUAUGCAAAAUAUGAAAGCAAUAUCUCAAUGGACAUUGAAAAUAUUUGGGGUGGUACGCAAACUUUAACAUUUGUGUGACGCUCAUGCCGACGCCCAGGCGAGUAGGAUAGCUCCCCUAUUCUUUGAAUAUUCAAGCUAAAAAUGUAACUUUAUAUAGUAAAGGCAAAAGUGAUUGCUUCAAUGAAGAAGGUUAAAUACAAUGUUGUUGUUGUAUACAGUGAACUUGCAGAUGUUCUUCAUGCAGCAUGUGAAUGUCCUGCUGGACUGGGUCCAAAUGGGGAGGGCAAGUGCAACCAUAUAGGUGGGCUUCUGUUUUGUGUGGAAGAUUUCAGUAGAAAGUGUUUACAGAAAGCCCCUGAAGCUGUAACAUGCACCGGGAAGCUGAGCAGCUGGAAUGUGCCCAGAGACUUGAAAGUUAGUUCCGCUGAACUUCCAGAUAUGAAAAUAAAAAAGCUUGUUCACAGAAAGAGGCAGGACACAAAACCAUCCGUAACCUUGUAUGAUCCAUGUGCACCGGUUGACCAUUUUGUAGAUGUUCCUGCACUAAGGACUCUAUAUGAUGAUUUAGAAGACUGUAUGCCAGCAUCUGGCUUCUUUCUCUUUCAUGAUGACCCAGAAGAUAUACAACAUGAGGAGAUAACCCUUGAAGAGAGCAUACUUGUUAGUGAAAAUGUUGAGGUUACUGCAACAUUAAAUUACUGUGAAAGUGACAGUGCUAAAAAAGACAGGAUUGAACAAAAUUUGGUAAAUAUGUUUUCAGUGGAGGAUAUUAAUGUCCCAGAGAACAUGAUAAUGACAGUGAGGAAACUGAGUCAGCCAUUUAUGAUUAUGUGAAAAAACUGAAUGCUGAUAACUCUGUAAUAGAUGCCAUUGAAACCAGGACACAAGACCUGUCACAAUGUAAACUUUGGAAUGACCUCCAUAAGACAAUGCUAACGUCAUCAAACUUUGGUAAAGUAAUUAAAUGUAAAAACAAGA